AUGUCCAUUCAAGGACCAUCCCUAACUUUUUCUCUGUUGUUUAUCUGCUUCCUUAGGGAGAGCUGCUGCAUUUGUGAUGGAACUAUCUGGACAAAGGUUGGAUGGGAGAUUUUUCCAGAAGAAAUGCAUUAUCUGAAAGUUAAGCCUUCUCCAUCUCACUGUCUACCUUACCCUCUGGACAAACUAUGCUGCAGUUUUGCUAAUAUGGAUCUAUUUCAGGGUUCUUUACAUCUCAUUUAUAUUUUAGUACAAGCUCUCUUUUUAAUACUGUCUGUUUUAUCUGUGCAUUACCUGUGGAUGAAAUGGAAAAAACACCAAAAAAAGCUGAAAAAACGAGCCUCCUCAGAUACAUUUGUUAAGGACCUGGAAAAUCCGUCCAUCUAUGACAUUGAUCAAAUACUCUGCCGGCUGGUGGCCACAACAUCAAUGAUGACCAAGUACCUGAAUCAGAUGUCCCAGCAUACUCCAGCUAAGAAAGUCAAGUACCGAAAACUGAAAAAGAGGAGUGAAGAAGGAGCCAGAGGAUACUAG
Messenger RNA from Enhydra lutris kenyoni (northern sea otter), 531 nucleotides. RefSeq names its product testis expressed 50. The transcript is spliced from 2 exons. The coding region runs from base 1 to 531 and encodes 176 amino acids. Lineage: Eukaryota; Metazoa; Chordata; Mammalia; Carnivora; Mustelidae. The record is from RefSeq and is a predicted model, not a curated record.